Messenger RNA from Hyla sarda, 2532 nucleotides. Its product is annotated as oocyte zinc finger protein XlCOF28-like. Bases 329 to 2458 code for a protein of 709 amino acids. Gene Ontology annotation, biological process: negative regulation of transcription by RNA polymerase II. Lineage: Eukaryota; Metazoa; Chordata; Amphibia; Anura; Hylidae. The record is from RefSeq and is a predicted model, not a curated record. The transcript is spliced from 4 exons. Gene Ontology annotation, molecular function: DNA-binding transcription repressor activity, RNA polymerase II-specific.
AUUUUUCCAUUCCUUUGUAAUGUGUACGAGCGCCAAAGUUAUGAAAUGGUUCCACGGCAUGUGAGAAAUACGGAGCUAGUAGACAAUUGUUUUUGUAGAUUACACUGAUGCAACUUUUUUUGCAACUUUUUAAUCCGUUGCGCCACAAUGUGCGACGUUUUACAAAGGCCGUCCACAGGCAGUUUCGUGGGCCAGGUAUCAGCCGGUGGAGAUUUGUGACAAAUUGAGCAAUAAGCCCCACGUGAUGAAGUCCCGAUGACUGCAAUAAGUCGCCCAGACUAUGGCGUAGAUACAGAAUUUUUUUUUAAAAAGCGUCUAAAGACAAAUCAUGCAACAAGUUAACACCAUAAAAACAACAUCAACAACGAGACCCCCUGUGAGACUGAUUACAGCAUCGUCAACAAUCCGUCGCUCUCCAGCUGUUGCAAAACUACAACUCCCAGCAUGCCCGGACAGCUUCUACAAGGAGGUCCCCGUAUCCUUUGAUGAGGUGGCGGUGUAUUUCUCGGAGGACGAAUGGCGCCAUCUAGAGGAGUGGCAGAAAGCUCUGUACAGAGAGGUCAUGCGGGAGAACCUGGAGGUGGUGUUGUCUUUGGGAUACCAGUAUCCCCGGGUCCCUCCCCCGCCAAGGAGCCGUCCCGAUCGCGAAUCGUCUAUCACCAAUUAUUUCGGAUUUCGUUUGGAUGAAGAAUUAGGAAGAGAUGCCAAAGACAUAAGAGAAGCCACGUUCCGCUUUCCGAAACAUCUCGUGAAUGGCGAUGAGGUCCGCGAGACGAGAAGAUCUCAGGACAUUAGGAAGGUGCACAGGUGCCCCGACUGUAGGGCCGUAUUCGGCAGCUGGUCCCUCCUUGAAGCGCAUAAGAAAACCCAUAAGGAAGGAAGAGUUCAGACUUGGGAUGUGCAUGAGGUUGUGAAGCAGGUUCCUGUGGUGACCCCUCCGCCCGCACCCCCGACAGGACGGACAUUCCAAUGUAAUAACUGUGAUAAGUCCUUCAGUAACCAAUCCGUCCUCUCUCUGCACCAGAAGACGCACACCGGCGAGAAGCUCUUCAAAUGCCCCGAAUGUAGCAAGAGCUUCCAGAAGAGAUCCCAGCUGAUGAUGCACAAGAGAUGUCACGUAGAGGAGAGACCAUUCCAGUGCACGGAGUGCGAGAAAAGUUACACCCAACAAUCCAAGCUGGUCGAGCACCAAAGGUCGCACACUGGAGAGAAACCCUUCAAAUGUAAUGAGUGCGGGAAAGGCUUCACCAAGAGGUCCCACCUGAAGGAACAUCUGAGGAUCCACACCGGGGGGAAACCCCAUAAGUGCGACCAAUGCGAUAAGACAUUCCAUUACCCGUCAAACCUGGUGGAACAUCAGAGGACGCAUAGCGGUGACCGACCGUAUCAGUGCACCGAAUGCGACAAGAGCUUCAUCAAGAUGUCCAAACUCAUCGUCCACCUCCGGAUCCACACCGGAGAACGACCGUACAAGUGCACGGAGUGCGACAAGAGUUUCAGCCAACAAUCCAACCUCGUAGUCCAUCAGAGGACUCACACGGGAGAGAAACCUUUCAAGUGUAAUGACUGCAAGAAGAUGUUUAGCUACCACUACACUAUGAUGGUCCACCAAAGAACCCACACGGGGGAAAAGCCUUACAAGUGCACUCAGUGUGACAAAGCCUUCACUCAACACUCAAGCCUCAAACUCCAUCUUAAAGUUCAUGAGCCUCAACCACCUGAUGAACCUGAGAAGACGUCUUGUGAGGUGCCACCAACCCCAGACCCAACAACGCGCUCCCUAUUCGUGGUGCCACCAACCCCAGACCCAACAACGCGCUCCCUAUUCGUGGUGCCACCAACCCCAGACCCAACAACGCGCUCCCUAUACGUGGUGCCACCAACCCCAGACCCAACAACGCGCUCCUUAUCCAUGGUACCACCAGCAGACCUCACAAGUCCUCCAGAAGAUGUGCAGGACUGUGAGGAGGACUAUCUUCCACGGUCACCCCUGAGCGAGUAUUUAGGUGCCCUUUUACUUCCAGAUAAGAAGUAUAGCUGCACCGAGUGUAACAAAUGCUUCCUCGAAAAGUCUAAGCUGGUUGUCCACCUGCGUACGCACACCGGGGAACGUCCCUUCAAGUGCUCCCUAUGUGACAAGGCCUUCAUUCAAUGGUCCCGUCUGACGGAGCACAGGAAAACUCACACAGGAGAGAAGCCCUAUGUGUGCUCCGAGUGCGGCAAGAGUUUCCUCAAGUUGUCCAAGCUGACCGUCCAUCGGAGAAUACACACCGGAGAGCGUCCGUAUACCUGCACGGAAUGCGGGAAGCAGUUCACUCAGCAGUCUAACAUGGUGAUCCAUCAGAGGAUCCAUACAGGGGAGAGGCCCUUCAAGUGCAAUAACUGCAGCAAAACCUUCCGCUACCAGUCGUCUCUUAUUAGACAUCGACGGGAUCACACGGGGGAUACGGAGACCUAGCGGAUCCAGUGAUCUCAUUAGAGACUUUGUAGACCGUGUCUCAGGGUGGACAAUAAAACGCUGCAGUUUUGUCU